This is a messenger RNA of Daucus carota subsp. sativus, 3632 nucleotides long. Its product is annotated as pentatricopeptide repeat-containing protein At1g77360, mitochondrial-like. Gene Ontology annotation, molecular function: protein binding. Lineage: Eukaryota; Viridiplantae; Streptophyta; Magnoliopsida; Apiales; Apiaceae. Bases 159 to 1670 code for a protein of 503 amino acids. The record is from RefSeq and is a predicted model, not a curated record. Gene Ontology annotation, cellular component: chloroplast. Gene Ontology annotation, biological process: chloroplast-nucleus signaling pathway; mitochondria-nucleus signaling pathway. The transcript has 11 exons.
CCUCUGUAGUUGCGGUUUAAAUUAGCCACGUAUGUUUACUCUGGUUUACGAAACAAUUUACCCAUCUUUCUGAUGGACUGUGAAACCUAGGGUUUCUCAAUUAAGAAAAAUCAAGCUUUUCUUCAACUCUAAUCAGAUAAUUGAAUUCACAGGUGCAAAUGGGCAGGGACAGAAAACGUAGAGAAGGGUCGUCUUCAUCAUCUUCAAGGCUCGAUUACAAGAAACGACAUCGUUCUGCUUCACUUGUACAUAAUGACUCACCCGCUGGUAAACACAAAGUGGGUAAGCGUCCAACGUUUGCUUCUUAUUUAGAUACACCCAAUUUGCCCCCUAAAGUUAAAUUACUAUGUGAAAUUAUUGCAAAUACCCCUUCAUUAAGUAUUGAAAAGGUUCUUGAUGAUACCGGUGUCAGGGUUUCCCAAGAAGAAGUUGAACAAGUCUUAAAAUUGUCUUAUGGCUUUCCGGGCCCUUCAGUUAAGUUCUUUAGGUGGGCUGGUUAUCAGUUGAAUGAUACUCAUAGCCCUUAUUCUUGGAAUUUGGUUGUUGAUUUGUUGGGUAAGAAUUCUUUGUUUGAGGCAAUGUGGGAUGCAAUUAAGUCGAUGAAGACAGAAGGGUUGCUUUCGUUGGCUACGUUUGCAUCUGUGUUUAGUAGUUAUGUGAUUGCUGAUCGGGUUCCGGAAGCGGUUUUGACUUUUGAUGUGAUGGAGCAGUAUGGGUGUCCGUGUGAUAUUUUGGCAUUAAAUUCUCUUAUUAGUGCGAUUUGUAGGGAAGGUAAAGUGAUUGAGGCUAGGGAUUUUCUUGAUGGUGUUAAGGGGCAGGUAAGGUUGGAUUCGGAUACAUAUGCUAUUUUGUUAGAGGGGUGGGAGGAUGAGAAGGAUUUGAAUAAUGCUAGGAGAACUUUUGGUGAGAUGGUGCUGGAUAUUGGGUGGGAUCCUAACAAUGUGCCUGCUUAUGACUCGUACCUUAGUACUUUGCUUAGGGGGCCUGAUGGUAUUCGUGAGGCUUUUAGAAUUUUUGAUACAAUGCAGAGUAGGGGAUGUUGUCCAGGAAUUAAGUUUUUGAAGGUUGCUUUGAAGGAGUGUGUAAGAAAGGGUGAUGCUAAAGCUGCUGAGUUGCUCUGGGAGGCAAUGGUUGAUAGAAAUAGGUGCGAGGCGGAUACGGAGAUGUAUAACUCUAUGAUUGCCUUACAUUGUUAUGUCAACGAUAUAGAUCUGGCUUUGGGAUUGAUGGAUCGUAUGGUUUAUAAUGGUGCUUUCCCUGACGGUCAAACUUAUAAUGUUUUAUUGCACUUCCUUAUUAAGUUAAAACGGCUAAAAGAAGCCUCGGCUUUAUUCUUAGAGAUGACUCAGAAUGAGUGUGUGCCGACCCAUGAAAAUUGCAGUUCAGCAAUCAGGGUUUAUGUGGAUACUGGUGAUCUCUAUACCGCUAUCAAGAUUUGGAAAUGUAUGAUUGAGAAUUACGACUCAGAUCUGGAGGAAGCAGGAAAUAUGUUGGUUGUUGGCCUUCGUGAUCGCAAGAGGCUCCCUGAAGCCGUAAAGUACGCUGAGGAUAUGAUUGAUCGGAAAAUCAAGUUGAACUCCUCCACAUUGUCAAAGUUAAAGCAGGGUCUCUCUAAAGCAGGAAAGGAACCAGUUUAUGAUCAACUGUUAAGAAAAUGGAAACUUCAUUAAUGAGGUAUUGAGGUAAUGAGUUGGAAGUAGGAAGGAACAUUCUUCUCGAGACUGGUGAAUUUGUUACUGUAACAAUGUUAUUUAAAUUUCUUUCUAGUGCAAAAUAAUUAUGUCAAAGGUGCAGCAUCCAAUAUUUUUGAAGGAAUAAUUACUUUUGCUGCAAGGAUUAAUCAGAGGAUUUGAUGGUCUGCAUUGUAGAUGAGUGCUCCCCACGCAUUUGGACAAGUUCUUAUCUUCCUCCUCGAUCCUCCGCAGCUGUUCUCGUGCCAUUCUUCCUGUCAUUGUGCCUGUGCCCUUGUGAUGGAAACCCACAAAGCUCACCACGAAAUCUCGUCGGAGUAGGAGCAGUCUUGCGAGACUCAGGCUAGCAACACAACAUCACUCUCCUUCUCCAGUAGCUUUCGCUUCCCUUGCUUCAUCCUUUUAUUUUAAAGGAAGGAGAAAUUGAAGAGAGCUUUGUUCCGUUUCGCUGAAGCAAGAAUGAUGUUAAAGGAAGGUUGAUGUGCUACAAACAAGAUUGGACUAGUGGCUUCAUGUCAGGUGUAAGGAAGUUGAGAACUGAGGUCCUCAAGCCGCGUUAGCUAGAAAUACAAAGGCAUCUGACAUUAAUAUUGCAGUAAGUUUCAUCAGGGGGGUGUGCUGUUGCCGAAAAGAAGGCAGAUAGCUUUAGAAAGGAGUCAUCUAUACAUGGAAAAGACCACACGAAAGCGAGGGCGACCUAGAAUUGAAGUCACACAGGAUGUGUUGGAAGCACGUCGUUUAGCUAGACAACGCUACAAUGCUCGUCGUACAGAAGUGGCCACCAAUACAGCUGCUAUUCUGCUGAAGCCCAGAAGUGCAGUUUCAGCAUCCGAGUUCCCGCGAAGACGUACCAACAUCAACAAGAAAAAGGCAGAUUUUGGCAAGUGUUUGUAUAUGUGAUAAAACCUAAUUAUGCCUUUAUAAAGUGAAUAUCACAAUAACGUUGACUUAUGUUGGCCAUGUCUAGCAACCAACAACACAAAGUUGGACAUUGGUGCCCAGGAUCAGGUACAGAGUCAAAUGCGGUUCACUUGCUGGAACACAUAAAAUCUUCCAAAGACAGAGAGUUGCAGGUAUGACUACACCAACUCAAAGCGAGGGAGACCUGUAUUCAACAGCGAACUCUUCGGAGAGUCUUGUAGACCCUAUACACUACAGCUUAUCACAAAGCUUGCCAUUGGAAGAGAGAUAUAAGCUUGAUCGGGACUGGAAACGUAAUGAGGCGGAGCACUCUUAUUCAGAGGCAAAAAAAAACUAUGAGCUACACAUGGGACUACAGGUACAUAAUAAGACAAUCCGAAAACAUGUUGCCGAUUUAAAAGCAGGGAACACUUCUCUGAGCUCACAGGCUCAAGAAACCAAAUCUUUGGUGGAUAAUCUCACCGCCUACAAGGGACAUCUGGAGGAGGACAGACUCCGUGAAUUGCUUAUGCUCCAGUGGCGAUUAAAUGGGAGUGCUGCAGAAUUAGAAGAAGGUAAAAGCUUCCUAAAUGAUCUCAUAGACACUGAGAAUGGAGGCCGAUCUUAAUGACACCAUUUGUGCCACUGCUCAACAAUGCUGCUUUCAUUUCUUCAAGGCGAGAAUCCAGCCAAACCGGAUGUUUUCUUUGUUUUUGUGUUUUUUUCAUUGGCUGAAUAACCGGAUAUAUGGCAAUAUCAAAUAUGGUGUGUUUUUUUUUCUGAGCAAAAAAGUGGUGUGUUUUAGUUGAAUUUCCUUCACAAUUUCGUCGCCGCUUUCGGCUUUGCACCUCAAAUGUAGUUCCAUUUUCUUUAGUUGGUGAAAUAAAGAAACGUUUGUAUCUAAUGGAUGAGUGAAGAAUUGGAUUUGAACAUAAAUUGGUCUCCAGCUUUGGCAUUCUAAACAGACAUGUAUAUUCACGAUAGCUGUAUCGGGCAAUCGAACCAAAUAUUCAAAUUCAUUAAUACAAGUAAUGUUUAGCA